AUGUCGACCGACGCAGAGACCCAAAACAACAUUCUCGUUCUUACAGCUCUCUUUAAACAGAUCGAUAUUGGCGCACAUGGUGCCAUCAAUUUCAAACGUCUAGCAAAAGAUAUGGGUGUUAAUGGUCAAAAUGCUGCUCGGCAUCGCUUCCACCGAUUCAAAAGAUGUUUCACCAGAACUGAUGGGGUACGUCCCACUCUUGCCGAUGUCAACAACAAUAAUCUAGUUAUGGGCGCCCUCUUCAAGCAACUCGAAAUUGGCAGGAUCGACUUCACACGCUUGGCGGUGGACAUGGGCGUUAAUGGUCCAAAUGCUGCCAGACAUAGAUGGAUUCGUCUUUUGAACAGUUUUGGGAUCAGCAGGCCAAACAGAGCGGCUGAGGAUCAGGGUCAAGAUGAUGGCGGAGAUAACGAGAAGAAUCACAGAAGGAACUCCGGAAACAAAGAUAAGAAAGGGGACAGAAAGGAGGACGAUGAAGCAACAAACGGCCCUGCAAAAGUCGAAGCGAACACCAAAGCUACCAGGUCAAAUCUGCCUGGCUCGCCACUGAAGUUUGAGAUUAAAAGGGAGGGAACUGGUCUAGAGUCACCUAAGAAAACGGGCAAGAGAAAGAUGGAGGACACAGAUGGAGAUUUGAAUGAAGAGAAAGAGGGGGCUAAAUUGAUGCAGAUGCCGGCGAGAAAAUUUCUGAAGAGUGCGACGAAGAGUAUCAAAAGUAGACAGAGGAGUAAGCGGGGCAGUAAUGAUAUCGGGGAAGGUUAUUAUGUAUAUGGCCAAGAUGAGGGGUUCGAGUCUGGCUUUGAGGACAUCGACUACACAAAAGUUCCUGACAAGAUGAAGAAGAGGGGCAGAACGGUAGACGAAUACAGUGGCGAGGAAGAUUGGGAAGCUUAG
Botrytis byssoidea is the source of this 894-nucleotide messenger RNA. RefSeq lists its product as uncharacterized. The record is from RefSeq and is a predicted model, not a curated record. The transcript has a single exon. Bases 1 to 894 code for a protein of 297 amino acids. NCBI's taxonomy places the organism in Eukaryota, Fungi, Ascomycota, Leotiomycetes, Helotiales, Sclerotiniaceae.